GCGACCCCUUCAGAGAAGAGUAGACGACCGGCCAGAGUGGAUCUAAAAGAACAUCGGACGGAAACCUAGCUCACACAAAAGACACGCUACCGGAUUUUGUUCAUACACAUCAUGUGCCACUACUGACAUGCACAGCAGAUCCCAUGGAACCGCAGUGACCACAGAAGCGAGCGCAGGACGUCCGCGGCCGCAGCCGAGCGAGAGCCGCACAGAGCAACACGGCUCCGGCGUCUGCUGGCAAGACAUCGAAGCAGGCGAUUUAGGAGGAGCACCCGCAGCGGGCGCGCUGCGCUCGCCGUCCCGCCGCCGGAGCACCAUCUCCCCCCUCCUCUCCCCGGAGCGCCGCGGCGUGUUUGAGACCAGAACCAUCUUUCACUUUCCGUUCCGGCGAUCGUCCAGCGGAUACUUCUCCGGCGAGGGAGAAUCUCUGCCGAGCUCGCCGCUCUCGACGCGCGUCUCCGCCUUCACUCAGACGCCCAGCCCCUCGGCCCAGGCGCUGGAGCACGCCCUGGUGCGCGUCGCUGAGGAGGCGCGUUACCGGAGGGUGACGCUGCAGGGAAGUUCUGCCUGGCGUCCGAGCGCCAGGCUCGGACCGGCAGCUGGGGACAUGCAGGCCGUGGAGGUCGGACAGGAGCUUCGACGCAUCGGAGAUGACUACAACGACUACAUACUGAGGGGAGCGGCACGUAGAGGGGCAGCAGCCCUUCAGAACCAGUUGCCGGUGCUGCCCAUUCACCAGGAACCCGCCUUCCUCCUCUGCAUGGGCGUCCUGCUUCUCGUGAUCGUAUGGUACUUUGGCGAAGACCCCAACGGCCAGCCGCACCACCCUCAGGGAAGUGGACACUUUGAGGAACUCUAAAAACGUCUGGAAUUUCCACUUUUUCCCCUCUCGUCUCUGAGCCUUUGCCGUGAAACCAGAGUUGGGAAUUUGCACUCCCAUCCAGAACGCAAACAAACCCCUCAGCCCCGCCCCCGGAAGAUGACGCCUGUGGAAAUCCAAACGUGCCUUGUACAUUCUCCUGCUAAUUCCUUUUGGUUUACUUGUCUGAGAUAUUGUUGUUGAACAGAAAGGUAACAGUCAACUCUGCAGACACAGGGUUGUUAAAUGUGUGGGUCCAUGAAUUCCCAAGAUGAAAGGGACCUUUAAAACUCCUUGUCACAGCUCAAAAGCCGCGGUUUCUACGAUGUUUUCUGUCAGUUUUUGACCCAUUUUUGAACAUAUCGCAUCUCUUUCAAGGAGGCUUUCCCAGUUUCCCAAUUUCGAGGGAACAACACGCCAAUGGAGUUAGCAAAUCCAGUCUCCUGCCCUACAAAACUAGACCAACUUACAGCAUUUCCCAAACUUAACUCCUGUAGGUGUCCUGAUUUGCCCAGAUUUAAACUUUUAACAUGCCGACAGAGUUGGCCCACCCCUUGGACACCCUAAAAAAGAUGCUAAAGCGUCUCAUGUUUAGAACAAACAAGGUCUUCCCUGGUGUGUAAAUAUGAACUUAUGAAUGAAAAUCUUAUCCACUAUGCAAAACAUUCAUCUCGAAGAGAUGUCGGUGUUUGUGUAACCACUAGAGCCGAAUCAAGCGACCACUUUUUGUCCCGUUUAGGGCCUAGACUGCUUUCUAGGACAUCGCCUUCUCCGUUCACGGUUUCAGCAUAAGUAUCGUCGUCGUCAUCAUCUGUCAGACAUCCGUCUCCAUCCGUUCAUUAGCAAGUCUGUGCUCGCCUGCCGUUUUUUCAAACACUCCCAGAAAAUGACAGAUUUCUGAGCAGCAAAUGAAUGGUUAGCUAAUAUGCCAGCUAGCAUGCUACAAAUACAUUGAUUGUUCGCUAGAGUCAGUUGUCCAAAUAAGAUACAUACUUGCUUCAAGUUGCCACUUUCACUUCAAGUUACUGAAAGACUAAAACAUAGGAAACUAGAAUUAAGCCUCUAAAGGAAAGUCCGUUCGCAUAUUGCUGACAUCAUGCUGUAGCGAGGCUAACUGAAACUAGCAUAGAUGUUACGGUAUUACUUUUACAACUAUUCUAUCUUAACGCCAUAGGAAAUACAUCUGCUGUUUUCAAUUCUAUAUCGUAUGUCAAGUAAAGCUAACAAAUCCCCUUUUUUUUUUUGUCAAAACGUGACUCAAAUCAUUUCAAGUACUAAAAAUAAAUCUGAUAAUUAAUACCAAUGCUUAGUCAUGGUUUCAUAGCGGUUGCUGCACCUCCCACGCAGGGUUUUAAAACUCAGAUGAGCAUGUUGGUGCGGCAUCCAUGGAGGAUAUUUGCACAGUUGUGUCAACAUGUACCGCGUCACAGUUUACAUGACUUUGUCCCUGAACUUGGUAGCGUCGUUUCACGACAUUGUGACUGGUACGACGUUGGGUUAAGCGGCGCCGACUACAAAUAUUCACGGGAGCGAAAGAGUAGGAAGAAAUGAACGAAACUUGUUUUCAGUUUUCCAACCUCCACCGAGGGAAUCCGAAUUCAAAUCAGCACACCUUCAUACAUUACAUAAGAACUGUUACUACGUCUUAAGAAUCGGUCCCAAAAGACAUUUUCGAUGCAACUCUUCCAACUCACUCGCAAACAAUCGAAAUAUUUUUGAAUCAUCUUAGCGAUUAUGUCCCCCCGAGCCAAACCUUGUCAGUCUGUAGUCGUGCGUUAUUACUUUUUUUUUAAUGAAAAACACAAUUUUGUCACAACAAUUCCAAGUUACUAGCAAAUAAAGGACAGAAUGCUUUUAUGAUUAAUUAAGAGUACGUCUUUUUCUGAGCCACACCGUGAAAAACGUUACCUUCCAAGUUACAAGCAGACAAUCCACACAAUUUGAAUUAAGCCAUCAUUAUGCCCUACACUGAAGUACACCUGCUUCAUCUAGUCAUGCAUUUAAUCAAAUAUUUAUUUUCAUCGGUUUUCAUACAAAAACAAUACACAUUUUUCUAUGUGACCCAUCCUCAGGCUGACCAACAAACCACCACUUCACUCUUUGUAGACUCUGACGGCAUGUGGUGCCCUGUGAAAACUUAAGACCUCACGUCUUACUUACUAACUAUGGUUAGGUCUUACGGCAGGGAGCAAAAAGCACAGCGACCAAUGAGCCGUCUUGUGUGUGACAUUCAGGGUUUUACGCAAUUUGCUAAACACAGCUGGAGGGUUUUUUUUGUAUUUUGUUUUGCCUUCAAAGUGAAUGACUAUAUUGGAGAUUUGAAACAUUUCUUCAAUGGGACUACAAAUAACGAGGGGAACUAAGUAUGCGGGUGACUCUGAAUGACCCAGUGCGACUGUAGCAGCAGCAUGUGUCUUGUUAUUAUUUUAUUAUAGGUCUGUUUAUACUAUGACACACUGAAGUAGUAAUUGUAUUGUCUCAUUGCCUUUUGUAAAUAAACUUUUUUCAUCUUUC
Messenger RNA from Syngnathus acus (greater pipefish), 3373 nucleotides. RefSeq names its product BCL2 like 11 (gene bcl2l11). The coding region runs from base 128 to 859 and encodes 243 amino acids. Lineage: Eukaryota; Metazoa; Chordata; Actinopteri; Syngnathiformes; Syngnathidae. The record is from RefSeq and is a predicted model, not a curated record. The transcript is spliced from 5 exons.